AAACAACAAUUCCUCCGAUAAAACUGUGGACAAAAUGACCUAAAAGCUUGUUUACGUGUCCGCGUUUCCCUCACAGCCAAAAAAUCGCUGAAGACGAAGACGCAACGCGCACAGCAGGCAGCGCGUAUUGUGCAAGCAAUUGUUUAUCUACAAAACAGGUCAAGAUGAAUAUACACGUGAAUGCCAACACACUCAAGUACAUAAGUCUGCUAACAUUGACUUUACAGAAUGCAAUUCUGGGACUUAGCAUGCGUUAUGCUCGCACACGGCCCGGCGAAAUUUUCCUCAGCUCCACAGCCGUACUGAUGGCCGAGUUUGCCAAGCUGAUCACCUGCCUGGUGCUGGUCUUCAAUGAGGAGGGCAAGGAUGCGCAGAGAUUUGUGAGAUCGCUGCACAAGACAAUCAUUGCCAAUCCGCUUGACACACUGAAGGUGUGUGUGCCAUCGCUGGUGUAUAUUGUGCAGAACAAUUUGCUGUACGUGUCUGCGUCACAUUUGGACGCGGCAACGUAUCAGGUUACAUACCAGCUCAAGAUUCUCACCACGGCCAUGUUCGCUGUGGUCAUCCUACGCCGGAGACUGUUCAACACACAGUGGGGUGCACUGUUGCUGCUCGUGCUGGGCAUUGUCCUGGUCCAGCUGGCCCAGACCGAUGGCGGUGGCAGUGACGGCGCUGGCAGCAGUGGUGAUCCAACAGCAGCAACCACUUUGCCCACAGCAGAUGCGUUGCCCACACAGAAUCGCAUGUUGGGCUUGUGGGCGGCAUUGGGCGCCUGCUUUCUGUCCGGCUUUGCUGGCAUCUAUUUUGAGAAGAUACUGAAGGGUGCCGAGAUCUCGGUGUGGAUGCGCAACGUACAGCUCAGCCUAUUGAGCAUACCAUUUGGACUGAUCACGUGCUUUGUGAACGAUGCCAGUCGCAUCUACAAUAUGGGAUUCUUCCACGGCUACGAUGUGUUCGUUUGGUAUCUGGUGCUGCUCCAGGCAGGCGGUGGCCUCAUCGUGGCCGUUGUGGUCAAGUAUGCGGACAAUAUACUUAAAGGCUUUGCCACAUCGCUGGCGAUCAUCAUCUCCUGCAUUGCAUCCAUCUACAUAUUCAACUUUAAUCUCACGCUGCAGUUCAGUGCCGGCGCCAUGCUUGUCAUUGCCUCCAUAUUCCUUUACGGCUAUGAUCCGGCACGAUCCGCGGUUAAACCGACGACGUCGACGCACAUGGGACCAGGAUCUGGCGAUGCAGAGAAGCUACUGCCACGUGUAUGAGAUCAGCAUGUAAUCCAAUCAAUUGGCAAAUCAGCAAAACAGUUUGCCAACAGUAUUCAUUUCUCUUCGUUCUUUUUUUUUAAUUAUAUUGUCGUUCUUUUAUGGGGCAACUCCAAGCCCGUGUGAUUGAUCAUCUGUGUACUUCAACUACUAGAUAUUUGUACUGCUUUUGAUAUUGUACGAGGAAGCAUUAUGCAUUCCUGAUACCAUACACUUACAUUUAGUUCCAUCGAAUUGCAAUAGGCUCAAGCCUGUAUUAUGUAUUUACACAUUUACAUAGUUCUUAAUUGCCAGCGACAGCACACAAAUGAAAUGUAUGUCAUUGUCUUUAAAUAUUAAACAAAUAAGACCAAUUAAA
Molecule: messenger RNA, 1614 nt
Organism: Drosophila innubila
Lineage: Eukaryota; Metazoa; Arthropoda; Insecta; Diptera; Drosophilidae
Gene: Ugalt
Product: UDP-N-acetylglucosamine transporter
Exons: 4
Coding region: 165-1256 (363 amino acids)
Biological process (GO): pyrimidine nucleotide-sugar transmembrane transport
Cellular component (GO): Golgi membrane
Molecular function (GO): UDP-galactose transmembrane transporter activity
Source: RefSeq, a predicted model, not a curated record